Molecule: messenger RNA, 3575 nt
Organism: Symbiodinium sp. CCMP2456
Lineage: Eukaryota; Dinophyceae; Suessiales; Symbiodiniaceae
Source: the annotation of a GenBank genome assembly
GCGUUGGAGGCAAAGAAGCCAACGACCCAUGGGCCAAUUUCCUGCCUGGACGAGCCACGGUGCCACCGGAAAGGACUCGGCCGGAGGCAAGCCGGAACGGACACGAUGGAUAUGGACAUGACCGCCGGGAGAGGACUCAGAAUCAGAGCACGGCUAGCGCUCGGAGACCGUCGCACGCAUCCGAGGCAACGACGCGGAUUCGCUUGGGCAAAGACCUCGCGCAAAGUUGGACGACGCGGGAAAUUCUGCAUGCUGCUGAACUGCACCUGGAGGAGUUUGAUGUCGUUCACUCGGUGGUGGCAUUACAUCGCAUUGCUAAAAGCACAGAUCGCGGAGAGCUCCGGCACGAUCAACGCCUGACCGCUGUAUUGGCAAAGCUGGCAGACACCGCGGCAUCAGCAACUGCAGUGUCAUCGUCCAGCAAUGAGAUGCCACAUGUAAAGGAGGUGUCCAAAGCAUUGUGGGCACUCGCGAAGGUUGGGCCUUGGGCGGAUAACUUUGAAGGCUAUGGCCCGCGAGGUAUCGAAAGUGGAUCAUGGAGUGGCCGGGCGUGGACGGGAGUGCACCGAAGCCUCAAGGCUUUGGGGACAUCUGCAAUCGGGCGCUUGCACGAGUUGGACAGUCAUGGCCUCUCCAAUGUCGCCUGGAGCCUUGCCGUCGCCCGCUUUGAUCAGAGAGGCUUUGUGACGGCCAUCUCCCGCACCGCCCUGCAGCUGCUGCCCGACUUUCAGGCACAAGGUCUUGCCAACACUGCCUGGGCCAUGGCACAUCUGCUUGCAGAGCCUGAGGGACGUGGUCCUGAGCGAAAGUUACUGGAGUGCAUCGCCAAGGAGGUUGGCCGCAAUGCGCAUGAUUUCACACCGCAGGGCCUGGCAAACAUUGGCUGGGCGUUUGCCACUCUAGCACUGCGCCAUGAGCACCUUAUGGACGCCGUGUCGCGAGAGCUGGCGGAGGGAGCCGGGAACUGGUCCCAGCAGAACCUGGCGAACAUCCUCUGGGCCUUUGCGAAAGUGGCCGUUCAGCCUCGAGCUGGCGCCGUCCGUGCGGUGGUCGGUGACGCCCUGCUCACCAUACAGUCUUGGAGCGCUCUGAACAUCACCAACCUGACCUGGUCCUUUGCGAAGCUGGCAGUGCGCCACCAAGAGCUCUUCUCAGCGGUGGAAAGCGAAUGUCAACAGAAGCUGCUCCAUUUCUCCUCGCAGAACCUGGUGAAUGUCGCCUGGGCAUUCGCCAAGGUCGUUCUGGCCCGGCAGAACUUUUUCGAGCAAAUCGCCCGCCGAGCUGUUGAGCUGGCGCCAGACUUCAACCCUCAGAACUGCUCCAACGCAGUCUGGGCCUUCGCUGCUGUUGGCCUGGCAAGUCCCAACCUCUUGGCCGCCACGGCGCGCCGUGCCGAGGAGCUGGCGCCAGAGCUUCAGGCGCAGGACCUGGCGAACCUGGCCUGGGCAUUUGCAAAGUUGGGCAGGCGUGAUGCAGCUCUCGAAGAAACGGUGGCAUCAGAAGUGCUGCAGAAGGUUGAGAGCUUCUCGCCCCAGCACCUGUCGAUCAUCGUCUACUCCUUCGCUCAGCUGCUGGCUGCUGGCACAGGACUGCAAGCCACGCCCUCCACGGCGGCCACUGCAUGGCCGAGACCGGAGGACGUGCGUCGCUCCAACCCGGCUCCUGCCCCAUCUGCGGCGUCCAUGGUUGAGGCGAUCCUCACCGCAGCAACAAAGCGUGUAAGGGAGUUCGACGCCCAGGGACUCACAAAUCUUGCCCAGUCGCUGGCGAAGCUGGAGAUACAAAGAGAGGGUCUUCACAAUGCUCUGGUGGAGGAGGCAGCCGCAAAAGUUUCUAGCUUCACGAACCAGGAGCUGGCGAUGUUUGCCUGGGCUGCAGCCCGGCUCGGCCGCUUUGCGGGUCGCGCCUUACGCAUGGUCUCGAAGGAGACGAAAGCACGUCUCCAGGACCUGACGGCCCAGGAUCUCAGUGUACUGGUGUGGUCGUUUGCCCGCAGUGGUGGGGAGGAUACGCAAGACUCCGAGCGAAGCCGUGUGCCUGCAGGCGCCGGGAUGUUGAACACUUUGACCUCCACUGUGAUGCGGCUCCUGCGCGAGCUGACGCCACAAGACCUGUCCACGAUCAUCUGGGGAUACGCAACUGCCGGCGUGGAGGCUGCGUCGAUGAUAGAGGCUGUGGCAAACGAGUCUGUGAAAAAGGUGGCCAAGUUUGCGCCGCAGGACAUGGCCAACGUGGCCUGGGGUUUGGCCAAGCUGGGUCUGCUGCACGAGCAGCUGCUUGAGGUCUUGUGCCGAGACUUCGUUGCCAGGGCCAAUGAGUGCCAGGCUCAACAUCUCUCCAUAGCGGCCUGGUCUUUUGCCAAGCUUGGCGUGGCCUCGGACGAGCUUUUCGAGGCCAUUGCCCGGUCCCUCGCUGGUCGUGCUGGCGAGCUGGACCCACAGGGUGUCGGCAACAGCCUUUGGGCCUUCGGCGUGCUUUGUUUCUGGCAUCGCCCAUGUGUCAAGGCUGUGGGCGGACGCGCAGUCCGCUCGGUCAGCGAGCUGACCGUACAGGAAAUGGCAAACGUGGCUUUCGGUUUGCAUACAUUGCUCCGUUGGCGAAGGCCAGCAGCAGACGACGAGGCUGAAGACGAUGCAGCGAUGCUGCUGAAACUUGUUAUGGACUUUCUCGCCGCCUCGGGAAGUCUCUUCUGCCGCAAAGCUGGCCUUGGUGACGGUGCUAGCUGGACCGACUUUGCCAACGUCGCCAAAGCUGUGUCGCAGGAAGGCGCGCAGGCACAGUCAGACGUGCUGAAGGAGCUGGAAGUGCGUUUUCGACGGCUGCAUCUGGAGAAGUUGCUCGAGGAAUUACUUCACACGCAGCAGGGAGGAGAAGGAGCACUUUCACGGGUGCAGCAGGUCCUCGACGAUGCCUCCAUCGACACCAGCGUUUUCGGAGGCGUUCCCCAUCUUGGUGAGCAGUACUCCAAAGAAGCUCUGCAACGACUGGGGCUGAUGGCGAAGGAGCCCACGCCCAGAACAAAUCAGCAGCCAGAGGCAGCCGCGGCAGCUCGCUGGGUGGACGACGCACGCCGGCAGUGCAGAGCAGCUCUGGGCGGCAACUGGCAAAUUCCAGCUACUGAUACAGUGGUCGCGCACGUGUCUUGGGAUGUGACCUGCUUUGACCAUACGUGGCGGAACAGCGGUAAAGUCUACCACGCUGCAUCACAACGAGCACAAGCACGAGGCGCAGCGCCAGCAGCCGUGCCCAAGACCAUCGAGGAUCUCUUGGCUCCGCUUCGCCAGCAUCUGCGCCGUGACACGCAUCCCGAGCGCUUGGCGCUUCUAGAGCUCAUGCACGCGAUGGCCCAGGCUGAGGCAGACGAGACCUUGGAGGAGCUUAGUGACCAGUCGCUUCGCGAUUUUCUGAAGAAAUGCGAGGGCGCAGUCCAAGUUUACGUCUCGCAGUAUCCCUGUGUGUCAUGCCUGGCUGUCUUCUGCCAGUUCAAGCACCGGUGUCCCAAGAUUGGACUGGAAGUUGCCUUCGAUAAUGCUUGGACGAGCUUCUGUGGCCGGCCACGCUGUCAAGUCCGCUAG